Messenger RNA from Chanos chanos (milkfish), 785 nucleotides. RefSeq names its product HD domain containing 3 (gene hddc3). The record is from RefSeq and is a predicted model, not a curated record. The transcript is spliced from 4 exons. The coding region runs from base 205 to 744 and encodes 179 amino acids. Gene Ontology annotation, molecular function: guanosine-3',5'-bis(diphosphate) 3'-diphosphatase activity. NCBI's taxonomy places the organism in Eukaryota, Metazoa, Chordata, Actinopteri, Gonorynchiformes, Chanidae.
UUGUCACACUGUUCAGAAAUUAUCUCUGAAAGUCACCACGUUCUUAAUUCAUUUUUAAAGACUAAUUAUUGAAAACACUGAUUUCGUUUAAAAGUAUCUGGGAUAAACAACACUGCCAAUAUAAUCUCUCUAGUUUAUCGAGGAAUCUGAUUGACAUCUAGUGACGACAGCGGAGCGUUUUGACGUUUUUGACUCACUGUAAUCAUGAAUUCAAUAUCGUCAGUCCUAUUGGAAACUGUUAACUUUGCUGCCGAGAAACAUCGUAAUCAACGCCGCAGAGAUCCAGAGGGAACCCCGUACAUCAACCACCCCAUAGGGGUAGCGAGAAUUCUAAGCCAUGAAGGUGGAAUUACAGAUCCGGAAGUUUUGCAAGCUGCAUUGCUUCAUGACACUGUGGAAGAUACAGACACAACCUUUGCUGAACUUGAAUCUGUCUUUGGACCAACAGUGACCAGAAUAGUUCAGGAGGUGACUGAUGAUAAGACACUGCCGAAACAAGAGAGGAAACGGCUGCAGGUGGAGCAUGCUCCACACUGUAGCCAACAGGCCAAACUGGUCAAACUGGCAGAUAAACUGUACAACCUCCGCGACCUGAACCGCUGCACGCCAACAGGCUGGACAGCAGAUCGGGUUCAGGAAUACUUUACAUGGGCAGCCCAAGUGGUUAAAGGACUCCGCGGAACCAACCCGGCACUUGAAGAAAAACUGCAGGAACUCUUCCGUGAAAGGGGCAUAGAAAUAUGAUUUUGUUUUAGGUGUACAUGGACCGUGUUGUAUUUUGGGAU